Python bivittatus (Burmese python) is the source of this 2635-nucleotide messenger RNA. It is a transcript of the gene ADCK5, whose product is annotated as aarF domain containing kinase 5. The record is from RefSeq and is a predicted model, not a curated record. Lineage: Eukaryota; Metazoa; Chordata; Lepidosauria; Squamata; Pythonidae.
GGCUUCACAAAGCUGGAGCCAUUUCCUUUCUUGGAGACUCGAUGCCAGAGCCCCUGCCUGGCACCUAGGCAACCCUGACCCUUCCCCUUCCCUGCUCUGACCCCUUCCUCAACUGCCAUAAAGGGGAGGAUGGCCCGCAGUGCCCCGAAUCACGGGCCUGAAUGCUUCCACUCUCCUCCACAGUGGUGGCCACUUGGACUUCCUGGAAGUGGCCUGUGGGUUGAGUUUUCACUCAGUCUCUCUUUUCUGCAGCUCCAAGUUUGCCGCUUCCACCUGCACCUGCUUCAGCGCAAGAGGAGCCCCUGGCUGGUCUCUCCGCCCUGCCGGUCGUGCACUGAGGCUCGGUCAGCCAGGUACUCUACUGGACAGAGGGGGCUGCUGAAGAGGACCUUUCUGGGAACAGCAGUGGGGCUCCCUUUAGUGACGGGCAUCUACUAUGGCUUGGCCGAGAAGCAGGAACAGCGGAAGAUGCGGUUACUGGCUGGUGGCGUGCUGCGCUUUGUCAGGUCCCUGCGGCUGGGAGUCCAGAUCUCCUUGGAUUACUGGUGGACAAACCACGUCACGUUGAGAGGCCUGGACGAGAACAGCCCGGAGUAUGCAGCGGCCGUGUCGCGGUGUCACCAGCGCUCCGCCGAGAGCAUCGUCUUCGGGGCCACCCAGAACGGGGGCCUCUACAUCAAGCUGGGCCAAGGCCUGUGUGCUCUCAACCACCUCCUCCCCCAGGAGUACAUCGACACGCUGCGCAUCUUAGAGGACCAGGCGCUCCGGCGGGGCUACACGGAGGUGGACGACCUCUUCCUGGAGGACUUCAAUGCCAAGGCGAACCAGCUGUUUCUGGAGUUUGACUACCAGCCCAUCGCUGCCGCCAGUUUGGCCCAGGUGCACCGGGCUCGUCUCCACGAUGGCACCCCGGUGGCCGUGAAGGUGCAGUACAUCGACUUGAGGGACCGGUUUGACGGCGACAUCCGCACCCUGGAGUUUUUGCUGUGGAUCGUGGAGCAGAUGCACCCCACUUUUGGCUUCAGCUGGAUCUUGAAGGAUCUGAAGGGGACGCUGGCCCAGGAGCUGGACUUUGAGGUGGAAGCCCGCAACGGGGAGCGUUGCGCCCAGGACCUGAGCCACUUCCACUUCGUGGUGAUCCCGCACGUCUACCGGGAGAAGAGCAGCAAGCGGGUCCUGACUGCGGAUUUCUACGAAGCCUGCAAAAUCAACGACCUGGAGGGGCUCCUCAGGCAGGGCUUAAGCCCCAAGGAUGCAGCAGAGAAGCUAAUCCAGACGUUUGCCGAGCAGAUCUUCCUCACCGGAUUCAUCCAUGCAGACCCUCACCCAGGGAACGUGUUGGUGCAGAAGGGUCCAGAUGGCAAAGCUCAGCUGAUUCUCCUGGAUCACGGCCUGUAUGAGAUCCUUCAUGAGAAGGAACGAGAAGCUUUGUGUAAGCUCUGGCGUGCCAUCAUCCUGCGUGACGACACCUCCAUGCAGCUGUACUCCAACCAGCUGGGCGUGAAAGACCAGGACUACUUCCUGUUCUGCGAGAUCCUGCUGCAACGGCCCAUCAACAUGGCCCAGCUGGCCCUGGCCAACGUGCUGACCCAGGAGGAGACCGCCUACAUGCGAGACAUGGCCAAGAACCGCUUUGACCACAUCAUGCAAGUGCUCAGGGACAUGCCCCGGUCCAUGCUGCUCGUCUUCCGGAACAUCAACACCGUGCGGGGCAUCAAUGUGGCACUGGGGGCCCCUGUGGACCGCUACUACAUCAUGGCCAAGAGUGCGGUGAAAUGCUGGAGCCACACGGUCAGCCAGAAGUCCGGGGCCCUGGCUAACUUCUUCCUCAUCCGCUGGAUCCGUGCUGUUUGGGAUGGCUUUGUGUUUGAGCUUACUCUCAGGAUCCAGAUCACCUCCAUGAAGCUAACAAGCUCCUUGUUGCAAUUCCUGGUUUAUGUUGGUUUCUUGAAAUACAGUGAAGAGCAAGAACAAAUCUACGAGUUCCUGCAGGCAUGAGCUGAAGGCCCUGGAAGAUGCCCAAGUGCCCAGCUGGGCGAGUGCAGGGUGGCAGUUGUGCCCACAAACUCUGUCCUCUUUUAUAGAAACCAGAGCGUGGCCCACGGAUUUUAAAACUGGACUUUCAAGAAAGUCCCGUAGUCUUUCCGUAACACAGUCUGUCUGAUUAUUUUUUAAUUAGUUCAGAAACUUUAAUAAGGGGCAACUCAUUACGUUUAACUUAAAAUGAACUCUACCAGCAAGAAAUGGUGUUGCCAUUUAAGUAGUUUGUUGCCUCUCUUUCUUUCCUCCUUACUUGAAUUAAUGGAGAAGGGCUGCUUGUCCAUCCCCGACACCCAGUCUUCUGCAUUUAAGGGAUUUGCAGGGAGGUGGUGGUUGGGCCAGGCGCGGACCCUUUGGGGCCCUUGGAAGGGCCACGCACUGGCUUUGCUCGAGGGAUGGCGGACACGGAAGAAGGCGUCCAAGGGGGUCCUUCUGGCGAUCAAAGCAGAGAGGCGGUCCUGGGGGAGAAACUGCGUUGCCCCUGCAGCCACAUCUCAGGGUGAUGCUGGAUCAGCCUCUGCCCCCCACCAGGCUACUGAGCCCCACGGGCCCUGGAACUUCUGCCUUUGCAACUGGAUUAAAAAGCUUAAAGCUC